Ahaetulla prasina is the source of this 684-nucleotide messenger RNA. RefSeq names its product solute carrier family 25 member 19 (gene SLC25A19). Gene Ontology annotation, biological process: thiamine pyrophosphate transmembrane transport. The transcript is spliced from 3 exons. Bases 1 to 474 code for a protein of 157 amino acids. The record is from RefSeq and is a predicted model, not a curated record. Gene Ontology annotation, cellular component: mitochondrial inner membrane. NCBI's taxonomy places the organism in Eukaryota, Metazoa, Chordata, Lepidosauria, Squamata, Colubridae. Gene Ontology annotation, molecular function: thiamine transmembrane transporter activity.
AUGGCAAGUACAGGGGUGCUUCGCUCCUGCUCUGGAAUACGGAGCGAGUCUCCAUCGCCCACCAUCGCCUUUACCUUCUCAGGCCAGUUCCACAUAAGUAUUAGAAAGUUUACUCAUGCUGUCAUUUUUCAGCUUCAGAUAGAGCAGCUUUCCUCUAGAAAUCCACAUGCGAAGUAUCAUGGUAUCUGGCAGGCUGCUGGUAAGAUUUUUCAGGAGGAAGGUAUCACUGCAUUUUGGAAAGGUCAUGUCCCCGCUCAACUUCUUUCCAUCACAUAUGGGGCUGUCCAGUUUGUCAGCUUUGAAUUUCUGACAAAGCUGGUGCACCAUGGCACGCCUUAUGAUGCCCGUGACUUCACUGUGCACUUUAUCUGUGGCGGUCUGUCUGCUUGUGCUGCUACUGUGACAGUUCAGCCUCUUGACACGUUGCGCACUCGCUUGGCUGCCCAAGGAGAACCGAAGGUAAGAGAUGGAUGAAAGAUUUUCCACCCCCCCCAUCCCACCCCCUGCGCUUCCAGAUCAAUUCUGCUCUUGCUACCUGGAGAAUAGUCUGGUUCCUUACUUUACAUCAACAGUAUUUAUUUAAUACUAGUUUAUAUGUUUAAUCGGGAGAGGAGUUGAGGGUACAAAGGGUGAGGAGUGACUAUAGAUUAUGACUUAUGUUGUAUUUUAAUUUAUGAUUGUUAA